CGUCAACAAGACAGACAAAAGCCAACCCACAUAGGACUCUUCUUCUCUCCUACAUCUUUCUUCCCCUUCUACACACUCUCUCUCGCGCGAUUAUGCUGAGGUGGAGACCAAUGUGGUCUGGUUGGUGAGAGAGAAUAAAUGCAUUACGAUACUCACUGGCUUACGCUGGUCAGUGAACAAGACAGAUUAGAGGUUUCUUUCUUAAUUCUUGAUAAUUGCAUUACAUUAAUGUCAGUUUUUCUUUUAAUUAUUAUGAAGAGAAAGAGCGAGAGAGAAAUGGACAUGCACGUGGUUCAUUUUCUGUUGGCCUUCUUGGCAUCCGGAGCAGUGUAUAUAGAGGGACUUUUUUAAGCAGGUUAUUAAAUUGGCUCACCUGCUUCCUUUCCAGCCAAGGUACUGUCUGUCACCACUUCCAUUCCUCAUCCUCCACCAUCACCAUUUUCAUUCCAUCACUUCCUAUGCUUCUCUGUUCCCUCAAUUUCAUUUCUUUACUCUACCCCAGAAAAGUAAAAUCCCCCAAAGAUCUUUCUUUCUGUGUCCAUUAAACUCAAGGGUUUUUACUUUUUUUUUUUUCGUGCAAAUGUGUUCCCAAUUUACGACCUUUCUUCAUUUUCAGUGAUAUCUGUGGCUCUGUUGAAAAAUGCUGCUACUUGGUUAUGAUUGUGAUUUUGUGUUUCUUACUAUGAAAACUCUAAGGAUCAGUUCCAGUAAAGCAGCAAGGCAACCUCCUGAAGUCUCUUUUAAUUCGAUCUAGCAUCAAUAAUGCCAAACGGAUAGAUCCAUUUAUGAACACUUUGUGCAGUGAGCAUGAGAAGCUUUUAUCAGUGUUGUGUCUCUCAUGCUCUUUUGCUCUCGAUUUCUUGCUUUCUUGGAUUCAUUUGUACUGUUUCCCCAGCUUCGGAGCGAGAGAUCUUGCUGCAGUUCAAGGCAAACAUCACCAUUGACCCAUAUAAUAGCUUGGCUACCUGGGUUCCAAGUGGCAAUCCUUGUGAAUACAGUGGCGUGUUCUGCAAUUCGCUGGGAUUUGUGGAGAGAAUUGUCUUAUGGAAGACCAACCUAUCUGGAACUUUGUCACCGGCAUUAUCAGGUUUGAGAUCUUUGAGAAUUUUGACAUUGUUUGGCAAUCGAUUUUCGGGUAAUGUCCCACAAGAAUAUGCGGAGCUAAGCACAUUGUGGAAGAUAAAUUUGAGUUCUAAUGCGCUGUCUGGGUCAAUCCCAGAAUUCAUCGGUGACUUGCCCAGUAUUAGGUUUCUUGAUUUGUCCAGGAAUGGUUAUAGUGGAGAUGUUCCAUCAGCCUUGUUCAAGUUUUGUUACAAGACCAAGUUCGUUUCUCUUUCGCAUAACAGUCUUUCCGGUACAAUUCCGAUUUCAAUCGUGAAUUGCACUAAGCUUGAAGGGUUUGAUUUCUCUUUCAACAAUCUCAGCGGUGAAUUGCCUUCUCAAAUUUGUGAUAUUCCUUCGUUAAAGUUUAUGUCUUUGAGUAGCAAUAUGUUAAGAGGGAGUGUGCAGGAGCAGAUUUCAAGAUGCCAAGCAUUGAGUUUUUUGGAUCUUGGCAGCAAUAUGUUUUCCGGGUUGGCACCAUUUGGGGUCCUUGGAUUCCAAAACCUGAGUUAUUUCAAUAUAUCGUAUAAUGGGUUUCAUGGAGAGAUUCCUGAUAUAGGAACCUGUAGCGAAGGACUGGAAAUCUUCGAUGCUUCGCGUAAUGAUUUGGAUGGAGAGAUCCCAUUAAGCAUUACAAACUGCAAAAUCCUUAAAGUUCUCAACUUGGGAUUUAACAGGCUGAAUGGGAGUAUUCCAGGCGGGAUUGCUGCACUGGAAAAACUUUGGGUGCUUAAUUUGGGAGUUAAUUCCAUUGAUGGGACUAUCCCUGCUGGAUUUGGAGGCGUAGAGCUGCUUCUGGUCUUGGAUUUGCACAAUCUUCAACUUACAGGCGAAAUUCCUAAAGAUAUAAGCAAUUGCAAGUACCUUCGUGAGCUGGAUCUAUCUGGUAAUGAUUUAGAUGGAGAAAUUCCCAAUACCCUUUACAAUAUGACUUUCUUAGAAGUUCUUGACCUGCAUCGAAACCAACUUAAUGGUAGCAUACCUGAGACUGUAGGAAACUUGACAAACCUCCUAGUCCUUGACCUCUCACAAAAUAAUAUUUCUGGGACAAUCCCAUCUUCCCUUGAAAAUUUGACAAACUUAACAUCUUUUAAUCUGUCAUCCAACAGCCUCUAUGGUCCAAUUCCUUCGAUACCAAAAAUCCAGGCUUUUGGUCCAUCUGCAUUCCUUAAUAAUUCUGGGCUCUGUGGUCCCCCUUUGGACAUUUCAUGCUCGGGCACCGUCAUAAAUCCAAAAUCCAAGAAAAACAAGGUGCUUAGCAACUCUGUAAUUGUAGCAAUUGUUGCUGCUGCAUUGAUCCUUACUGGGGUCUGCGUGGUUUCAUUCAUGAACAUUAGAGCAAGAGGUAAGAAAAUGGAGGACGAAACAAUGGUUGUCGAGAGCACACCAAUGGGUUCGACAGAUUCCACUGUUAUUAUUGGGAAGUUGGUUCUGUUCAGCAAGACUUUACCCUCAAGAUAUGAAGACUGGGAAGCUGGAACCAAAGCUUUGCUCGACAAGGAAUGUUUGGUUGGUAGUGGAUCAAUUGGAACCGUCUAUAAAACUAACUUUGAAGGUGGGAUCUCAAUUGCAGUGAAGAAGCUUGAGACUCUAGGUAGGAUCAGAAGUCAAGAUGAAUUUGAGCAAGAAAUCGGACGGUUAGGUAACCUUUCACAUCCAAAUUUGGUUGCUUUUCAAGGUUAUUACUGGUCCUCAACAAUGCAGCUAAUUUUGUAUGAAUUUGUUUCGAAUGGUAAUCUAUAUGAUAAUCUACAUGGACUUGAUUAUCCAGGCACCAGUACUAGUGUCGGAAAUCCGGAAUUGUACUGGUCUAGGAGGUUUCAGAUUGCCCUUGGAACAGCAAGGGCACUUUCUUUCCUUCACCAUGAUUGUAGGCCGCCAAUACUCCAUCUCAACAUCAAAUCUACUAACAUACUCUUAGAUGAAAAUUAUGAAGCCAAGUUAUCUGAUUAUGGGUUAGGGAAGCUGCUGCCCAUUUUGGACAACUAUGGUUUAACCAAAUUCCAUAAUGCAGUAGGGUAUGUUGCGCCAGAGUUGGCUCAAAGUCUAAGAUUGAGUGAGAAAUGUGAUGUGUACAGCUUUGGAGUGAUUCUUUUGGAGCUAGUUACAGGGAGGAAACCAGUAGAGAGUCCAUCAGCAAAUGAGGUAGUUGUUUUGUGUGAAUAUGUUCAUCGUUUAUUAGAGACAGGCUCAGCUUCAGAUUGCUUUGACAGAGGUUUACGAGGUUUUUCAGAGAAUGAGUUGAUUCAGGUUAUGAAACUAGGAUUGAUUUGUACAUCUGAGGUUCCUUCAAGAAGACCAAGCAUGGCUGAGGUUGUUCAAGUCCUCGAAUCCAUAAGGUCUGGAGUGGAAUCAUCAUAGUCAGCAUCAAAGUCCUUUAGAGGGUGUUUUUUGGCUCAUCAGUUCAGUUAACCAUGUGUCGGUUUCAGUCAAAAGAACUACUCUAGUUGGAAGGUUGGCGAGUUAGACUGUGCAGAGACAAUCUUGUCGCAUAUUAGGGAAAAUAGAAAAUCAUUCUUUUCUAUUCAUUUUUGGAAUUACAAUUAUUAAAUUGUUCCUACCAUUUGUAACCUUUUUCAAUAAAAUCAUUCAUUUAUUGUA
Messenger RNA from Manihot esculenta (cassava), 3702 nucleotides. RefSeq names its product probable LRR receptor-like serine/threonine-protein kinase At1g12460. The transcript has 2 exons. The record is from RefSeq and is a predicted model, not a curated record. Lineage: Eukaryota; Viridiplantae; Streptophyta; Magnoliopsida; Malpighiales; Euphorbiaceae. Gene Ontology annotation, molecular function: ATP binding; protein kinase activity; protein binding. Bases 808 to 3462 code for a protein of 884 amino acids. Gene Ontology annotation, cellular component: plasma membrane. Gene Ontology annotation, biological process: protein phosphorylation.